AUGAAUCUCAUAGUAUCUUUCGUUUUUCUCUUCCUAUGUCUUCCGCAAAUAUUUAGUUUAUUUCUACCGAAAAACAUUCUUUGUAAUCAAUCAAUUCCACUUCCUUCUAUUGAUUCAUCUAUUACAACGAAUCAGAAUUUAUCAUUAACAUUUUGCAAUCUAACUUUUAAUAUAAAUAUUCAUUUAAAUGAACAUUUCUUUUCACGAAAUAUUUCCAUUGAUAAAUCAAUAAAAUCUUCAAUAAAACAAAAUUUUACUUAUUUUGGUCAUAUCAUCGAUGAAGAUCGUUCAAGUAUAAGUUUAAUUCUUUAUCCACAAUUACAAAUCUAUAUAUAUUUAAAUGGUACAUAUUAUUAUUAUGUUUCCUCAUCAGAAAAUUCAACAAUCAUAUUAAAAUUUUCUCAACGACAAUUAUUACAAUAUUAUCCUCAAUUAGUUAACGAUAGUUUAUGGAAUAGUUUACAACAGGAAGAAGAUAUUUAUCAAAGAAAUUCAAUAAUUUUACAUGAUUUACAUUUUAUAUAUGAAUUAUUAACAUUACGAUGUGAAUCCGAUAAUUUUGAAUAUAAAACAAUGUCAUUUUGUUCAUUAGCUUUAAUUCUUGAUGAAUUAUUAUAUGAAAAAAUAUUUCAUUCAAAUAUAUAUUAUCUAUUUACAUUUAUUGAACAUUAUAAUUUUCUAUUACGUACAUUAACACGGAAUGAAUACGGAGGAUUUUUAAUUGAACGUAUAACGUUAAUAAAUCAUAUUGAAACAAAUUUUAAUGUAUCACUUGAUUUACUUCAUACGUUAGCAAAUAAUACAAAUUUUCAAUUGAAAAAUUAUUGUCUUGUUCAUCAAAUGUUAUUAUCGGAUAAUGAAAAAGAUAAUUAUAUACUUGGUUAUCAAUCAUCAAUACAUACAUAUGAUAUUGGUGGUAUAUGUUCAUCACCAUUCUCGAUAAAUAAUAAUGCAUCCGAUGAAAUUAAUCUUAAUACAGGUUUAUCAAUUGUGAAUGAAAAUUUAACAAAAGAUCUUUCAUUAUUUUUUAAUGGUUUAAUGAAAACAAGUUAUUUAUUUUUUCGACAAAUGGGUUUAAAUUUAACUUUAUGUUCAAUAAAUGCAACUCGAAGAGGAUUUUUUCAAUUUAAUACAGAUGUAUCACCUGUUGUUCAACAUUGUAUUGAUCUUGUACCAGUCACUUUACGUUCGGCACUUAAACGACGUGCACAUCUUUGUUUUAAUUAUAUAAAUAUUUAUAAUUCAACAAAUCAAACGAUACAACAACAACAACAAGGAAUAUGUCAACAAUCAAUUGAUUCACAAUCAUCUGUACCAAUAAUAAGUGGUAAACAUCGAAAAACUCCUUAUAUUGAAAAUGCAUUAAAUAAUAAUCGACCUGGUGAAUGGUUUGAAGGAAAUAUUGUCGGAAUGAUUAUCACAUUUUCAUUAAUUAUUUGGAUACCUGUUAGUUGUUUUGUACAUUUUUGUAAAGAUGAAAUCAAUAAAAAAUCUCUUAUUGAAAAACAACAGCAACAACAACAGCAUGAAUUAGAAACAUUACCAAUAAAAUCAGUAGUCAUUGAUCAAACUAGUAUAACAAAACAAACACAAACUGACUAA
This is a messenger RNA of Adineta steineri, 1602 nucleotides long. NCBI's taxonomy places the organism in Eukaryota, Metazoa, Rotifera, Eurotatoria, Adinetida, Adinetidae. The record is from the annotation of a GenBank genome assembly.